AUGUCUAAGUGGUUCACAAACUUCAACCUGCGCUUUCGCCGCAGCAACAAUAAACGCACACAGGAAUGUAUCUCGAGUAAAUCGCGUCCCUCUCAGUCUGUGUUGCAACCGCAAUCGUUUCAAGUGGUGCAAAAUGAAAUCAAUCAAUUGGCAACCGACAGAAAAAGUCUCAGUCCUGACAAAAACCUUGGUGACGUAUGUGUACAAAAAAUCACGCCAGAUACAAAAAAGCCUUACGGUGUUCCAUUGCUGUUGACAGAGCAGCUCUAUUCUGCCGGCAAGGAAGCUGAAAAUGUAGGCAGUUUUACAGAACCCCCAUCCUUGGAUGCCAAUCUGAUGCAUCUAUCCGUUCCGCCAAUCACAGACCAUGCGACCGGCGUGACAGAAGAAAUUAAUGGGGGGAAGAAUCAAAAGCGUCUAACUGGGUUUCGCAGGUGGUUUGCCGAGGCUAAGAAAAAAUACCUGGUCGCUACUAGUGGGAUUGUGGAGAGUUCGGAGCCCACGAAAUCUGUGACAAAUCGCGAAAGUUUUCCUGACCCAAAAGGUAGGUCAGAAACAAAAAAGUUCAUGCGAGUAAAAGAUGGGAACCCGAUUGGUAAUGUUCCAAAAAGGAAAAAAGAGAAAAAAGGUAAAAAAGAGAAGAAAGUGAAAUCAAAAAAAUCAAAAACGACAGAAUAUUCUGCUCAUGACUCACAAAUAAGCUAUCACUUACCGGUGUAUGGUGUGCUGGAAGAAAGCAAUGUGCAAAUACCGGAGGUAUGCGAAUCACAAAAACUCUCCGAUGAUGGAGAUACAAAUGCUGGAAUUCUAAUGCAUAAUGUGCCUCAAUUGCAUCGCUCCUCGGAAACGCUUGAUCAGAGGACAUUGAUCAGUCAAGACUUGGUAGUAGAUAAACAGAAAAAAACAAAAUCUAUUGCGAAGCAUUCCAGUCCACUAAUUCAUCGGGACUCACGAUUGGCAAAGAUAUCGGAAAGAAAUGUUGGUGAACACAAUCGUGGUCAGGUGCCCGAUAAAUUGUCAAAGAAAGAUCAAGAAUCUCAAUACUCUCCACCAAAGCGAGACAAAGUGGCGAAAGUCGAGAGGUCUAAUCCGACUACAAAAUCCACAGACACAAAGCCGAUGCAUAUCACUAAAUCCUCUGACCAUGUUGGUUUGAAAACCGAACAAGGUGGUGAUAGUAAACUCAAUAUGUCUGUACCAAAGUCUCAAACUGGACAGUUUCGAGUGAAUCCCAGCGAAUCAGAUAGCUCAAUUGUUGUAGCAGAACCGCGGACCCCGGGAGCUAUAUACAAAACUCUUAGACGAAAAUCAAAGAAAACCAAAAAUACCUCAAUCUUGGUUUCGAUCUCUAGCAAACCCUGGUUUACAGCCUCUAGAAAGCGCAGGACGUGUUAUUUGUCCAGUAAACUUAUUGAAUCCGAAGGAUCAGGAAGUCUGGAGAGAACCGAAGGACGCCUCGAUUCGCAACGGAAGGAGACUAGUGAUGCAGCUUCUAGUGCGAGUGAAGAUAGUAGUUGGUGUCGUCGUAUCUGUGAACAAGAUAAAAAUCUAAGAAAAAAUAUCAGCAAACAAGCGACAGACAGUUCAACCCAUCAGCAGGGACGUCGGAGCUCGCGCAGCGCCCAUCGUAGCCGAAAGCAGAAUGAUUUAGUAAGAAAAUCCAGUCAGUCGGGUCAAGGGACUCCAAAAUCCUCACCCAAAGAGCGACUUAAUAUUUUGCUUCGACACGCGGAUACGAUGAUAGAAGAACUGAUAGAUCGUCUAGCUUGGGAUAUGGCUGAAGCAAUUGUGUCUCGAGCAAAUUAUGCGCGAACUUUGUCGUGUCGUUCUAAUCAAGUCUCUGUGCUACGCAUUCGUGCCUCUUCCUCUCAUCGCAGAAAUACAAGUGGGGACGGAUCAGCGUGCAGUACACCUUAUUUGCAAAGUCCUCCGAGAGAAUCACCGUUAGUGGACUAA
Messenger RNA from Echinostoma caproni, 1956 nucleotides. The record is from the annotation of a GenBank genome assembly. Lineage: Eukaryota; Metazoa; Platyhelminthes; Trematoda; Plagiorchiida; Echinostomatidae.